Molecule: messenger RNA, 513 nt
Organism: Sphaeroforma arctica JP610
Lineage: Eukaryota; Ichthyosporea; Ichthyophonida
Exons: 2
Coding region: 67-513 (148 amino acids)
Source: RefSeq, a predicted model, not a curated record
GAAGACUUCGACUGUGUGCGCCAUACCCUCGAGCAACUGCCACAGGACGACACGCGGCUGUUCAUCAUGACUGAGAAACAGACGCAGACAGAGCAGUUGGAGGCCAUAGCCGACCGAUUGGGUGCCGAGUUGCUAGACAAAGGUCCUGUUUUUGGUGAGUUGUUAGACAAAGGUCCUGUUUUUGGUGAAUUUUUAGACAAAGGUCCUGUUUUUGGUGAGUUGUUAGACAAAAGUCUUGAUUCUGGUGAGCUGUUAGACAAAGGUCCUGUUUUUGGGGAGUUUUUAGACAAAGGUCCUGACAAAUGUCCUGUUUUUGGUGAGUUGUUAGACAAAGGUCUUGGUUUUGGUGAGCUGUUAGACAAAGGUCCUGUUUUUGGAGAGUUUUUAGACAAAGGUCCUAAUUUUGGUGAGUUGCUGGACAAAGGUCCUGUUUUUGGUGAGUUGUUAGACAAAGGUCCUGACAAAUGUUCUGUUUUUGGUGAGUUGGGUGCACCAAGGCCCAGCGAUGAGUGA